AUGCAUAUCAAAUCUAUCGUCAUAGAAGGAUUCAAAUCUUAUGCCCAGAGGACGGAAAUCAAUGGAUUUGAUCCUCUAUUCAAUGCCAUUACUGGACUGAAUGGCAGUGGGAAAUCAAAUAUCCUUGACUCUAUAUGUUUUUUGCUUGGUAUCUCCAAUUUGUCACAGGUUCGUGCAUCCAACCUGCAGGAUUUGGUUUACAAAAAUGGUCAGGCUGGAAUUACUAAGGCGACUGUUUCGAUUACUUUCGACAACUCUGAUAAGAAGCAAAGUCCUCUUGGAUUCGAAACCCACGAUGAGAUCACAGUUACCAGACAGGUAGUUAUAGGGGGCCGGAAUAAGUACCUGAUCAAUGGCGUGAACGCCAACAACACACGAGUGCAGGACCUUUUCUGCUCCGUGGGUCUCAACGUAAACAACCCCCACUUUCUUAUCAUGCAGGGGAGAAUUACCAAGGUCCUGAACAUGAAGCCACCUGAGAUCUUGGCCAUGAUUGAAGAAGCUGCCGGCACCAGGAUGUACGAGUGCAAAAAGAUCAGCGCCCAGAAGACGAUUGAGAAGAAGGAGGCCAAGCUGAAGGAGAUACAGACAAUUCUGGAGGAAGAGAUCACACCCACUCUGCAGAAGCUGAAGGAGGAGCGGUCCUCGUACCUGGAGUACCAGAAGCUGAUGAGGGAGAUCGAGCACCUGAGCCGCCUGUACACGGCCUACCUGUUCGUGUGCGCCGAGGAGACCAAGGUGAAGUCGGCGGAGGACCUGAAGGUGAUGCAGGACGGCAUCGGCAAGCUGCAGGAGAGCAUGGCGGAGAACGAGCGCAAGGUCCAGGAGCUCUCGCAGGAGAUCCAGCAGCUGGAGACGAAGAGAGACAAGGAUGUGGGCGGAGUUCUGAAGUCCCUGGAAGACGCACUGUCGGAGGUGCAGAGGGUGGACGCCAAGGCCCAGAGCGCUCUGGACCUGAAGAAGCAGAACCUGAAGGAGGAGACCAAGAAGCGCAAGGAGCUGGUCAAAAACAUGGAGGAGGAUAAGAAGGUGCUGGCAGCAAAAGAGAAGGAGGUGACCAAAGUGACGGAGAAGCUGCGCAGCGUGCAGGAGGAAGGGCAGAAGGACGCGGAGGCCCUGGUGGCGGCCCAGCAGCACUUCAACGCCGUGUCGGCCGGCCUGUCCUCCAAUGAGGACGGAGAGGAGGCCACGCUGGCCGGCCAGAUGAUGACCUGCAAGAACGACAUGAGCAAGGCCGAGACGGAGGCCAAGCAGGCCCAAAUGAAACUCAAGCACGCUCAGCAGGAGCUGAAGGCCAAGCAGGCCGAGGUGAAGAAGAUGGACAGCGGCUACAAAAAGGACCAGGAUGCCUUCGAGGCUGUGAAGAAAUGCAAGGAGAAGCUGGAGGCAGAGAUCGGCAAACUCAACUACGAAGAUGGAAAGGAGGAGAGGCUGAUCGAGAUGAGACAGAAGCUGUUGCGUGAGGUCGGCCGGCUGAGGGAGACCUACGAAUCCCUGAUGGCAAAGUUUCCCAAUCUGCGAUUUGAAUACACAGACCCAGAGAAGAACUGGGACAGGAACAGAGUCAAAGGCCUGGUUGCCAAUCUAAUCACCGUCCACGACGUUGGCAAUGCCACAGCGCUGGAGGUGGUGGCCGGGGGGCGGCUCUACAAUGUGGUGGUGGACACAGAGGUGACAGGAAAAAAGAUUUUGGAGAAGGGAGAGCUCAAGCGACGAUACACCAUCAUCCCUCUGAACAAAAUUUCAGCCAAAACCUUGAAUGACAAUGUUGUCAAGACUGCAAAAAAUCUGGUCGGGGAAGACAAUGUGCACACCGCCUUGUCCUUGGUGGGCUAUGAGUCGGAGCUCCAGAAAGCCAUGGAGUAUGUAUUUGGCACCACGCUGGUCUGCGACACGCUCGACAAUGCCAAGAAAGUGACCUUCGACAAGCGCGUCAUGACCAAAACGGUCACUCUGGGAGGGGACGUGUUUGAUCCCCAGGGGACUCUGAGCGGAGGUGCCCGUGCGCAGACCGCUUCAGUGCUGUCUAAACUGCAGGAGCUGAAGGAUGUGCAGGAUAACCUGACAGCCAGAGAGACAGAACUGCGCUCUGUCGAGAAGGACCUGAGCAGCCUUAAGGGGACAGCUGACAAGUACAGGCAGCUGAAACAGCAGCUGGACAUGAAAUCUGAGGAGGCGGAGCUUCUGCAGGCCAAGCUCCAGCAGAGCUCCUACCACAAACAGGAGGAGGAGCUGCAGACUCUCCGCAAAACCAUCGAGGAGAGCGAGGAGACCCUUAAGAAGACCAAGGAGGUGCAGAAGAAGGCGGAGGAGAAGUACAAGGUGCUGGAGAACAAGAUGAAGAACGCCGAGGCAGAGCGGGAGAAGGAGCUGAAGGCGGCGCAGCAGAAGCUCAACGCGGCCAAGAACAAAGCAGAUGCCUACAACAAGAAGCUCAAGGAGAGGCAACAGGAAGCUGACGCCCUGGCUCUGGAGCUGGAGGAGCUUAAGAAGGAGCAGGCGGGCUACCAGCAGCAGAUUGAUGCUGUGGAUGAGGCCAUGAAGGCCAUCCAAGACCAGAUCGACAGCAUGGCUGCAGAGGUGUCCAGCAACAAGGAAGCGGUGAAGAAGGCCCAGGAGGACCUGUCCAAGCAGAAGGAGGUGAUCAUGGCGCAGGACCGGGAGAUCAAGGGCAAGACGGCCGAGGCCAACAAGCUGCGCGAGCAGGACAACGAGGCGCAGCUCCGCAUCAAAGAGAUGGAGCACAACAUCAGCAAGCACAAGAAGGACAGCGCUGACGCUGCCGCCAGGGUGGCCAGGAUGCUCGCGGAGAACGACUGGAUCGCGCCCGAGAGGCACCUGUUCGGGCAGCCCAACACGGCCUACGACUUCAAAGCCAACAACCCCAAGGAGGCGGGCCAGAGGCUGAAGAAGCUGGAGGAGAACAAGGACAAGCUGGAGCGCAACGUCAACAUGAGGGCCAUGAACAUGCUGAGCCAGGCUGAGGAGAAGUACAAUGAAUUGAUGAAAAAGAAACGAAUUGUGGAGAACGACAAGUCCAAGAUCCUGAAGACCAUUGAGGAGCUGGACCAGAAGAAGAAUGAGGCUCUGAAUAUUGCCUGGCAGAAGGUGAACAAAGACUUUGGCUCCAUCUUCUCCACAUUGCUGCCAGGGGCGAACGCCCGUCUGGCGCCCCCUGAAGGCUGUGGAGUCCUUGACGGCCUCGAGUUCAAGGUGGCCCUGGGCAACACCUGGAAGGAGAACCUGACGGAGCUCAGCGGGGGUCAAAGGUCCCUGGUGGCCCUCUCCCUGAUCCUGGCCAUGCUGCUCUUCAAGCCGGCCCCCAUCUACAUCCUGGACGAGGUGGACGCUGCGCUGGACCUCUCCCACACGCAGAACAUCGGCCAGAUGCUGCGCACCCACUUCACCCACUCACAGUUUGUGGUGGUCUCUCUAAAGGAUGGCAUGUUCACAAACGCCAACGUCUUGUUCAAGACCAAGUUUGUGGACGGGGUGUCUACAGUGUCCAGAACCGCUCAGAGCCAAAAUGGCAACGUUCCAGGUCACAAAGGACUAGACAAGUCCAAACUGAAAGACAAGAGACACAAGCAGCUCAUGGCCAACUGA
Megalops cyprinoides (Indo-Pacific tarpon) is the source of this 3606-nucleotide messenger RNA. It is a transcript of the gene smc2, whose product is annotated as structural maintenance of chromosomes 2. Gene Ontology annotation, biological process: chromosome organization. Bases 1 to 3606 code for a protein of 1201 amino acids. NCBI's taxonomy places the organism in Eukaryota, Metazoa, Chordata, Actinopteri, Elopiformes, Megalopidae. Gene Ontology annotation, cellular component: chromosome. Gene Ontology annotation, molecular function: ATP binding; ATP hydrolysis activity; protein binding. The record is from RefSeq and is a predicted model, not a curated record. The transcript is spliced from 24 exons.